Molecule: messenger RNA, 2605 nt
Organism: Myripristis murdjan (pinecone soldierfish)
Lineage: Eukaryota; Metazoa; Chordata; Actinopteri; Holocentriformes; Holocentridae
Gene: carhsp1
Product: calcium regulated heat stable protein 1
Exons: 5
Coding region: 249-743 (164 amino acids)
Biological process (GO): regulation of mRNA stability
Cellular component (GO): cytoplasm
Molecular function (GO): mRNA 3'-UTR binding
Source: RefSeq, a predicted model, not a curated record
UCCUCAGAGAGACACACCAACAGAGAGACUCUCACUCUCACCAGUGGUUUCCCACUCCUCUCACAUCCCUCAACUGGAGGCAAACCCAGCAGGCUGAGCAGCACCUGAAGCUCCGUGUCCCGCUGACUGCUUGGCGGCUCUCUCCGGCCGGGGAAAAGGUGUUUCAGAACCUCCGCUUUCUCCAAGAUUGCCCCUCCCACCCUCCCCGUUCCCACCGGUUUCUGCACUUCGACCCCACCUCCUCCAAAAUGUCCUCUCAGGCCACGCCCAUCAAGGGGCAGCGAUCCACGACCCCGCCGCUGCGCUCAGCAGGGACCCCAGGUUCUCCUACUUCCCCGCUGUCUGCAGGGUCCCUGCAGCCUCCAUCCUGUAGACACAGAGAUCGCUCGCCUUCCCCCAUGAGAGGCUACCUCAUCCCCAGCCCGCUGCCCACACGCAGAAACAGGACCUGCUCAGCGACGGCCCGUGCCUCAGAGGGUCCAGUGUUUAGUGGGGUGUGUAAAUGCUUUUCCCGCUCCAAAGGGCACGGCUUCAUCACCCCAUCCGACGGGGGCAGCGACAUCUUCGUGCACAUCUCAGACAUCGAGGGCGAGUACGUGCCGCUGGAGGGCGACGAGGUGAGCUACAAGCUGUGCUCCAUCCCUCCUAAACACGAGAAGGUGCAGGCGGUGGAGGUGACCAUCACCCACCUCAAGGCGGGAUCCAAGCACGAGACCUGGGCAGGGGACAUCGUGAGCAGCUGAGCGCCGCGCCGCCGAGGCCUGGGAGCUAAAGUAAAGGGAGGGGGGGUUGGUAGAGAGAUGGGAGGGGGGGACGAGGAGGUGAGGAAGAGGUGAACUGAUGGGAUUUGGAGGGGUUGAGAAGGAGAUGGAUGAAGACGGGACAAAUUUGCAGAGGGAAGAUGAGCUGAAAAAGAGGGAAGGACGAUUUGACGGAAACAUAAAAAAUGCGUGCGGUGGAUGGAGAAUGCCAGUAAUUCCACCGGUGUGCCUGUUUUUCAACUUUACAAUUUUUUUUUCUCAUUAUAAUUUAACACUCAGAGGGUGGCCGGAGGUGACAUGGCUGCCAUCAAGAGGUAGACGUUAAGAUUUGAGUUGCGGAGAAUCUCAAAAUCCGUGUUCUGCUUUGUUUGGGAAUCUGAGCUUAAAUACCACUGCAAUGUGCUGCUUCCUGGUUAUUUUGCUCUUCUUUUCCUGCUAUUCUGUGUAUCUGUGGAGGGUGAGAGGAGGAGGGAAAGCUGAAAGAUCCCAGAGUUCACUUCUGUUGCCGGAAGCUUCUUCUACUCUAAUUAGGUUACUAUAUGUUUUGGAAAAGGAUUGUUUUGAGAGGUAAAGAAUAGAUUUAUUAUACAAGAAAGAUAUUAAAGUCCUGUUUUGUCAUGUAAAGAUGUACUACAUUAAGCUUCUUCCAUAGAUUUAUAUUUAGACACCCCGUAUUGAAAUAUGAUAUGUUGCUUGAAACAGUGUAUUUUAAUAUGACUAGUGAAAAAAAACUAUCCCAACUGAAAUUAAGGUUUUUCAGGGAAUUAUGGCUGUCAAAUUAAGGUAAUAAUGCUGUCUGGCAGGUCAUAAUCACCAGUUAACUCCAGGCUGAUUUUACACAGCAAUAACUCCCUCUUUAGUCAUUUUGACUCAUGUACAGUGUUAAAAUCAUAUUUUUCUUAGCAAGUGGAAAAAAAAAUCUGCCAGUGGGAUGAGAUAAUCCCACCUGUUUCCGAUGAUGAUCAUCUUGCUCCCAGAAUUUUCCAGAAUCAGGUGUCAUUUUCUCGAUCCUUGUGGGCUGGUGUGCCUUAUUCUGCCUUGUUUCAACAGAUUCUGGUUCCAACAAAAAAAAUCAAGUGAAUCUGCAUCUGAAACAAAGGGGAUCAUCUCAUUUCACUGGCUUUUUCUCCCACUUGUAGUAAGAAAAACACAAUUUUAAGACAAAAUUUGAGGCUAAAUGGUUUGUUUAGACGGAGUUUUUCCUUUGCAGUGUACUCUGGACUGAACUGUUACUUGAAUUCAAUGCAAUUUAGUUUACUUCAGGUCAGUUGCAUUCAAGUUUACUGUCACUGUACAACAAAAAGUGAAUUUGCAGCUCCCAUACGAUGGAGUAAGAUUAAAAAAAAAAAAAGAACAACAACACCAACACAAAUAAAGGUUAGAAAAAAGUCAUUCAGCAGUGUAAACGCUCCAGGAGACAGUGCAGCUGUCUGCCAUGUUAACUACUUCUUCCCCCAAACGCACACCUAUCAGUCCUAAGUCGCACUUUGUACUGCAUGCUUGCUGCUCUCUCAGAGAAAAAUUCAAAUUUGGUUUCCGCUUCCAGGGGGCACGACUCAUCUCGCAACUCGUCAUUUGCAUUCCAGCACAACAUGUUGAGGUUUACUUUGCAGACUUGGAGAACGAGCUGCAGCACUAAUGCAUAGGUGCUGAAUGAUCCACUACUGCAUGCAUCUGCCAUGCUUUGUUUCCAGCAGCAGGAGGUCAUUUUUCUGCUGUUUUGUGCCUGUUUGUGCCCGGAGAACACACAGCUGUCUGUGCCUGCUCAUACCAGUCCAGGACCUGUCGCCCUGUGUGUGAUGUGUGGAUGUGAUAUGAGAGAAUUAAAGCAUUUUCAACCCUUA